UUCCUUAGUUGCCUUUGAGCAUCUGCUCUAUUUCUCCAGACUAAUGCCAUGCAGAAGAGCUAAGUUAGAGGAAACAUGUGGAAGGAACAGAUGUGGCUUUUCUUACAAACUGUACUAUGGCUGACAGACCUUCUAGAAGCAAACUGUAAGAAUGGCAGCUUCACUAUCAAUAUCAUCAUGCUGAAUGACUCAAUGACAGAAUGGAAUAUGGAUUCAGUUCAAGCAGCAGUAUACACUGGCAUUCAUGUCGUGACCAAGGAUCUGGAGCGAGAGGGUAUUAAUGUGACUAUCAAGGCUGAUUUUCAAACAUUUAAUACUGACUUGUAUGCAAAUCCCGGAUGUGUAUCCAGUGGCUGUGAAGGCGUGGAGAAGCUCAAGAAUCUUCGUGAUACAAGAAAACUCGGCUGUGUUAUCCUCGGUCCAACAUGCACUUAUGCCACAUACCAAAUGCUUUCGUUAAAGAAUACCUUUGGUGUCCCCCUAAUCUCAGCUGGAAGCUUUGGGCUGUCCUGUGACUUCCACGGAUCUUUGGCCCGAAUCUUGUUGCCAGCAAGAAAGAUGGCUUAUUUUUUUAAAGAGUUCUGGCAAUUUGAAGGCAUUAUCAAACCAAAGAAAUGGCAAUCUGUAUAUAUUUAUAAAAAGGAUGGUAACACCGAGUCCUGCUUCUGGUAUAUUAAUGCUUUGGAUACUGGAGUGUCUUAUUUUAAUAACGCAUUAAACUUCAAAGAGAUCUUAAGGACAGAAGGUGAAUUACUGAAGGUGCUCCAAGAAAAUAACCCCAAAAGCAAUGUAAUUAUAAUGUGUGGGACCCCCAAUGACAUUAAGAACCUUCACAACAAAGUAGCAAUACCUCAAGAUAUGGUCCUUAUUCUGCUUGAUAUGUUUAACACUGUGUACUAUGAUAAUAAGUCGUCUCCUCGCUAUAUGCAGAAUGUCCUGGUGGUGACACAGCGUCCGUCCAAUAUGAGCAAAUUAUCUAACAAGACUGGAAUCGUUAAAAUUCUUGAGAAUGACUAUGCAGCAGGGUAUUUGGAUGGGGUCCUUCUCUUUGGCCAUAUCCUAAAGAAGUUUCUUGGAUCAACCAACAGCAAGGGACCUUUCACUUUCAUUGAUCAGUUUCGGAACAUAUCGAUAUUAGGGGCUUUAGGGCCACUUAUAUUGGAUGCGGCUGGUGAUCGAGAGCUAAAUUUGACCCUGCUCUACAGUUCAUCUGCUACUGAUAAUUAUACAGAACUUGUUCAGUUUGACACAAGGACCAACCAAACCACUGUGAUGGACACCAUCCCUAACUUUAUUUGGAAGAACCACCAACUUCCUAGUGACGUUCCUCAAAGUGGACCUAAUAUCCUGACUAUUGCUGUAUUCACUCUCACUGUAGUGGUCAUUCUUGUUCUCAUCAUUGGGCUUCUUGUAUUCAGAAGAUAUCGUCUAGAAAAUGAGCUCAGACAGAAGAAGUGGUCUCAUAUCUCAGCAGAGAAGAUUUUACCUCUCAAUAUGACAGAGACCUCUCAUGUCAGCUUAAAGAUUGAUGAUGAUAAGAGAAGAGACUCUGGGCCCAGAUUACAAAGAAGAAAAUAUGACAAAAAGGUUGUAAUACUCAAAGACUUGAAACAUGAUGGAAACUUCACAGAAAAACAGAAAAUGGAACUGAACAAGCUUUUACAAAUAGAUUACUACAACCUGACCAAGUUCUAUGGUACGGUGAAGUUGGAGAAUAUGAUAUACGCUGUGAUUGAGUACUGCGAUAAAGGAUCACUCAGAGAUGUUCUCAAUGAUAACAUCUCCUAUCCUGAUGGAACAUUUAUGGAUUGGGAAUUUAAAAUCUCUGUAAUGUAUGAUAUAGCAAAGGGUAUGUCUUAUUUGCAUGCCAGCAAGAGUGAAGUUCAUGGUCGCCUGAAAUCAACAAACUGUGUAGUAGAUGGCCGUAUGGUUGUAAAAAUCACUGACUUUGUUGGGAAAUCAAUACUCAAUCCUAAAAAAGACCUGUGGACCUCUCCAGAGCACCUACGUCAAGAAGGCCUCUCUCAAAAGGGAGAUGUUUACAGCUAUGGUGUGAUAGCACAAGAGAUCAUCCUAAGGAAAGAGACAUUCUACACUGAACAGUGUGAUGAUACAAAAGAAAAAAUAUCCAGAGUUCAGAAUUAUAAAGGAGCAUGUCCCUUCCGACCAGACCUAAACCUGGAUACAGCAAACGAAAAAGAGAUUGAGGUUUAUGUGCUGGUAAAGAUCUGUUGGGAGGAAGAUCCUGAGCGGAGACCAGACUUUAAGAAAAUCGAGAAUACUCUUUCGAAGAUAUUUAGUAACUUCCAUAGCCAAACCACUGAGAGUUACAUGGACACCCUCAUACGGCGACUUCAGCUCUACUCCAAAAAUCUGGAGCAUCUGGUAGAGGAGCGCACUCAGCUUUAUAAGGCUGAAAGAGACCGUGCUGAUCGCCUGAACUACUUGCUGCUGCCUGGCCCUGUGGUUAUGUCACUGAAAGAGACAGGCCGAGUAGAACCAGAGUUUUUUGAAGAGGUCACCAUUUACUUUAGCGACAUUGUGGGCUUUACUACCAUCUGCAAGUACAGUGCACCGAUGGAAGUUGUGGACAUGCUUAAUGAUAUGUACAAGAACUUUGACCAUAUUUUGGACCAUCAUGAUGUGUACAAGGUUGAAACAAUAGGGGAUGCCUAUAUGGUGGUGAGUGGCUUGCCAAAUCGAAAUGGGAACAACCAUGCAGUGGAUAUUUCAAGGAUGGCUUUAGAUAUCCUCUGCUUCAUGGGCUCUUUUGAGCUACGACACUUACCCGGUUUACCUGUCUGGAUAAGGAUCGGAAUUCACUCAGGGCCAUGCGCUGCUGGGGUCGUUGGAAUUAAAAUGCCAAGAUAUUGUCUGUUUGGGGAUACAGUGAACACUGCCUCACGAAUGGAAUCUACAGGCCUGCCUUUACGAAUACAUGUGAAUAAAUCAACAAUUUCCAUUCUGAAAAGGACAGACUGUGAAUUCCAGUAUGAAGUAAGAGGAGAGACCUACCUAAAGGGAAAAGGCACAGAGACUACCUACUGGCUGACUGGGGAGACAGAGCAAAAAUAUAACAUACCCACACCACCAUCUGUGGAAAACCAGCAGCGCCUGCAGUCUGAUUUUGCCGAGAUGAUAAUGGAAUCUCUGCAGAGGAGGGAAGCCGAUGGAUACAAAAACAGGAUACCAACGAGAGUGGCAAGUUACCGAAAUGGUACAUUGGAAUACCUCCAGCUAGCCACCAGUGACCAGUCCAGCACUUACUUCUAAACACGGCCAAGUUCCACAUCCAAAAACAUAAAUAUCUCGUAUCCCAAAAACAUAUUUGCUUGUGAAAACCACUGGACAAGGAACAGUUCUGUUUGGUCAGAUUCUACUCCUUCCUAUCCGAUAAGUAAAGAAAAUAAGAUUCUCAGAAAGAUACUUUUACAUAUGUAGACAUAGAAAGGUUUUGCUUUAUAUCUGUUUUGUAACUUAACAUUUUUACUUAAAAUGAUUUAAAAAAAAA
Xenopus laevis (African clawed frog) is the source of this 3511-nucleotide messenger RNA. It is a transcript of the gene gucy2c.S, whose product is annotated as guanylate cyclase 2C S homeolog. The transcript is spliced from 27 exons. The record is from RefSeq and is a predicted model, not a curated record. The coding region runs from base 76 to 3273 and encodes 1065 amino acids. Lineage: Eukaryota; Metazoa; Chordata; Amphibia; Anura; Pipidae.